This is a messenger RNA of Cervus elaphus (red deer), 1116 nucleotides long. RefSeq names its product TSPY like 6 (gene TSPYL6). Gene Ontology annotation, biological process: nucleosome assembly. Gene Ontology annotation, molecular function: chromatin binding; histone binding. The transcript has a single exon. Lineage: Eukaryota; Metazoa; Chordata; Mammalia; Artiodactyla; Cervidae. The record is from RefSeq and is a predicted model, not a curated record. Bases 1 to 1116 code for a protein of 371 amino acids. Gene Ontology annotation, cellular component: nucleus; chromatin.
AUGAGCGAGGGCAGCUUGGAGACUGUCGCGCUCCCACCGCUCCAGCUUCCGGAGGAGGGGGGCGCACCCCAGGCUCCCGCGGACGCCAGCUCUACUCCCCAGCUCCCAACUGAUGGGGCUCACGGUCGUGGAGGGGCCCGAGUGGGACCAGAGGAGGUCGGGCCACCCACGGAGGGCAGGGAAGCAACCUUUGCCUCUGGGGCAGCCAACAGCAGCCUGGGAAAUGGUUUUCAGUGUGAAACUGGCGGGGAGAAGGCCCUAGAAACCUGUGACACUGGGAGAUCAGAGUCUGAGCUGACGGCUGGAGGGAAGGCGGCGGAAGCUAAGACCGAAAGGGGCCCCAUCUUUCCAGAAGCAGUGAACCAGGAGGAGAGGGUUGAAGUGGAGAAGCCAGUGGGUGAGGAAAGGGAAGUGGUGGAGGAACACAGAGGGGUAGAGGAGGCAAAGGGCGAGGCAGGGGCCCCAACCCGGAGUGAGGGUCUCCACCGGAAAGCCCUGGAGUCCAGCCAGCUGGAAGUGGACGCCGGGAACGCUCAGGCUGACCCGGCCUUCCUCCAGGUGGAGCGCAGGUACAGGCGCGUGCGUCAACACUUCCUCCAGUGGAGGAAGCACGUCAUUCGGCACAUCCCCGGCUUCUGGGUCACUGCCUUUCGGAACCACCCGCAGCUAUCUGCCCUGAUUAGCGGCAGAGACGCAGAGAUAUUAAGCUACUUAGCCGAUUUGGAGGUGAAAGAGCUCAGACGUCCUAGGAUGGGCUAUAAAUUCAAGUUCCUCUUUCGAAGAAACCCAUACUUCAGAAACAAGUGGCUUGUGAAGGAAUACGAGGUCACACCCUCCGGCCAAGUGGUGUCUUUUUCCACUCCGAUCACAUGGCACCCGGGUCAUGAAGCCCAGGUCUUCCUUUAUAGGAACCAAGACCUCAUGUGUGGCUUUGUUGCCUGGUUUUCAGACAACAGCCUUCCAGAGCCUGACAGGAUUGCUGAGAUUAUCAAAGAGGACCUCUGGCCAGAGGCACUGCAAUACUACUUACUGGAUGAAGCACCCCACAGAGCUAGACUUCUCCAGAUCAGGGGACCAGCGGAGACCCCCAGGCCCCCUGGGUUCCCAUCUGGCUAA